AUGUAAAGGAAGUCUUUUAAUCAUAAAAAAUAUAAGGUUUAACUAUAUAAAAUUCUUUUAUCAUUAAUUUAAAAAAAAGUAGAUAGCCCGCCGUGGGGCUCGAACCCACGACCACAAGAUUAAGAGUCUUGCGCUCUACCGACUGAGCUAGGCGGGCAAUUCAGUCAAUUUUCGGAUUAUAAAAAGCAUUUGCUUUGUGAGCAAGUCAAUAAAUCAUAUUUUAAUAAAAGUCUCUAUUUUAUUCCCUAAAUAGCCCGCCGUGGGGCUCGAACCCACGACCACAAGAUUAAGAGUCUUGCGCUCUACCGACUGAGCUAGGCGGGCAACUCAAUUAAUUUUCGGAUUACAAGAAGCAUUUACUUAGUUGGCAUGAGUCAAGAGAGUAGUUUAAAUUAUGAAAACUCUACGAAUUCUAAAAAUAAAUGA
Tetrahymena thermophila SB210 is the source of this 426-nucleotide messenger RNA. RefSeq lists its product as hypothetical. The transcript is spliced from 4 exons. The record is from RefSeq and is a predicted model, not a curated record. NCBI's taxonomy places the organism in Eukaryota, Ciliophora, Oligohymenophorea, Hymenostomatida, Tetrahymenidae.